AUGUGGCCAUUCACUAUGAGUAUUCCUAGGCAGCAAGAGAACCAAUUCGUAGUAGUCAACGUUGGGAGCGAGUUAGACUUACUGUCAAGUAACACAUCUAAGGAGAAGUUCACCAUCGGUAGCGAAUUUAUUCCAGCUGAAGGAUCAUCCGAUUUUUUAGACAUUGCAUUUCGAUCAUCAUGUCAACCAUCCUACUACGGUUCCGGAUGUCAACGUUACUGUAAAGCAUCAUUCAGUUAUACCUGUGACGCUAAUGGAAAAAGAAUUUGUCUCACUGGCUGGUUCGGAGAGCAAUGUGACCAGCACCUUGAGUACUGCAGCCGUCACAAGCCAUGUAAAAACGGUGGCGUCUGCACAAAUGGAGGUCUCACGACGGAUUUCACCUGCCAAUGUCCGGAAGCAUUCGUUGGCGUCACAUGCGAGAUUGAGCUUCCCAGUAUUUGUCAACAUCAAGGAAUUUGCCGAAACGCAAUAUUUCACAAGAAUAAUCAGUCACUUGAAUCAGCUGUUCACUGUAUAGGAGGAAUUUGUACGAAUAUCGAUACAAAAUUGGGCAGAUGCUUGUGUGUGAAAGGUUUUGAGGGCAAAUACUGUGAACGACGAAUAGUGCAGACCCAUUGCACACAGAAUACCUGCAAAAAUGGGGGCUCAUGUCAAGGCGAGUCGGUAUGCGUUUGUCCAUUGUGCUUUUCUGGUUACGACUGUUCUGUCAUCGACAAAGAAUGUCUCUGGAACCGGGCAAAUGUUUCGUUGGUGACCAAAAACGGCUUUAAUGAAGACGAACAAGACGUACCAACGAGGAUUCUCAUGUUCAUGGCUUUUAUCUCAAUUAUGAUGCUCGCCUCGUGUGUGGUUGUGUUUUUCUUCAAAUACACAAAAAUGAAGCGUCUUCUUCACGAUCCGAUUACUCAAAAUACGUUGAACGAGCGUCGGCAGAUUCACAUUGAUCUUCCUAAGCAGUCAAUCGAUAAGCGAUCAUACUCGGAUGAUUCAUACAAGGUUUUUGUUAUUCCAUCAAAGAGGCACACUAAAACUGACGUUGAGAAAUCGUGUGAUGGAGUCGACUAUGAAAGUAAACGAUACGUGACACAGCUGCGUGGACGCUACUGUACACUACCGUGCAUGGACGUCGUCGUCGCCGAACCGGAACAUCAAUACGCCGAAAUCGAAUACCGACCGACUACCGUAUCUCUAGAUGACAAGCAGUUUACGGAAAACGCCUGUGUAGUUUAG
Molecule: messenger RNA, 1233 nt
Organism: Angiostrongylus costaricensis
Lineage: Eukaryota; Metazoa; Nematoda; Chromadorea; Rhabditida; Metastrongylidae
Source: the annotation of a GenBank genome assembly